Molecule: messenger RNA, 1099 nt
Organism: Westerdykella ornata
Lineage: Eukaryota; Fungi; Ascomycota; Dothideomycetes; Pleosporales; Sporormiaceae
Exons: 2
Coding region: 349-705 (118 amino acids)
Source: RefSeq, a predicted model, not a curated record
GCCAUCAGCCUCUGCUACAGUAAUAGUAUUUCGCGGAUCGCUGGAUGUCAAAUGUAGCAUUUAUACAAGGCGUAUUUCUCAGAAUGCGUUCCCUUUGAAGUUUAGCGUGGUCGACGUCGUGAAUGCGUGACGUCAUCCCUUGUCUUCAGGAGAUCAAGUCUACCAUCGCAAUAUUGGGUAACAAACCUGUCUUUCUGACGUAUAUAAAAGAUAUCCACGAUCCCAACCACAGUAUUUCCGACAUCACAAGAUACACAGUAAAAAAUACAACCAAAUCCGAAACAACCACUCUUCAAAACCAACCAUAUCGACAACCAUAUAUCCUAAUCACAUCAUCACCACAACACAAUGACGGGUCCAGGCGCACACGCAGGCAGCUCCAUCGGCGACGCCGUCCGCAAAGGCGCCAACGUUAUCCACGGCACCGGCGAAGCCCUCCGCGGUAAUAUCAACGCCGCCGUUGACAGCGCCGCGGGCGACCACCAGGCCGUGGCCCGUGACGAGGCCAUUGCGGCUCGUGGCACGGACGAGAUGGAUCGGGGUCACCCGCGUCAUCACCAUCCCGGGACUGGAACGUCUGGGGUUUCGGGCAGCAGCACGGGGACGGGCUUGGAUACGCAGAGAGGAGGGUCGCAUGCGACGGGGUUGACGGGGGCGAGGGAUUUCGGGAGUGGAACGGGGGGCGUGGGGGAAAGACGGGUUUGAGAGGCAAAGGAUUGAAGGGUUUGUUACCGAGAUUGAAGGAUGAGGGUGGGAGUUGGGCAGGAAGAAACUUGGGAUACCAAUCUAUCGUUUUGUGUGAUGCUUCGUUGAUGUACAGUGAUUGUCCCUCAUUUGAUUAUGCGCAGUCACGCCUCUUCUUCUACCGGCUCGGUCUAGGGAAAACCACAAUUCAUGGUUAGGAUCACUUGGGUAACCGAGAAAUAUGUAGAAGGGGGGUUCAAAUUUCUUUGCUAUCUUGAAUUCAAUAGACAUUAUCGGCCCUGGCCGGAACCGUGUAUCUACAGAGCUUUAUGCCGCAGAGCGAUAUAACAUGCCAGAUGCUCGCUCGCAAGCCUCAUAACAGAAGCAUAUAUCUAGACCGUAGAGAGCCCCAACU